Molecule: messenger RNA, 1741 nt
Organism: Paramecium octaurelia
Lineage: Eukaryota; Ciliophora; Oligohymenophorea; Peniculida; Parameciidae
Source: the annotation of a GenBank genome assembly
AUGGAAUUUGUAAUUUGCUAAAAUACUUAAUGUCCUGAAAAAUAUAUUUGUUUAAAUGCGGAAUGCUAUUUAGCUGAAAAAAAGCAAAUUUAAUGUUACUAAUGUCUAACUAAAUAUCAUUUAAGUAAAAACAAAGUUGUAAAGCAUGUUGAUGAUUUCAUUGAGCUCGAAUAAUUUACUAAUGAAAUAAAAAAGAAACAAAUUAGAAGAAAUACUUUCAUUCAAAUGAUAAUUUAAUAAGCACUAGACUUUUCAAAGAAUAAAAUCUAGGAAGUAUAAUUAAGUAGAAAUGCUGAUCUAAUAAAGAAUGCUACUGAGAAAAUAGAAGGAGAAACAACCAAGCUUCUAAAAUAUCUAACCUCCACAUAUUUGGAGCAAAGAUUCACAUUUCCAUACCAAAACUCAUUUCAUUUUUUCUAUAUUAAGUUCUACUUUGAAGAUGAAAAUAAAUAUUAAGAAGAUUCAAAAUCAUAAUUAGCAACUCUAAUCUCAUAAAUUGAGAAAUAUAUGCAGACACUUGAUUUGGACAUUCGAACAACUAUAAAAAGGUUAAAAUUAGUCUUAUAAUUCAUUUAGGUCCCAAUAGAAAUUAGAAGUGCUUGAAAAACAAGUCACUUAAUUUAGUAAAUAAACUUUGUACAAUAAAUUAUUAUUAUUACUCCUAGUUUUAAUGUUUCCAUAUUUAUUCUAUUUGCAAGUUAAUCAAUUUGAGAUAUUAAAAUUUGAAAGGGAACAAGGGUUGACAACUCAAAGAUAAGAUUAUUUAUAGAAUGAAGUCUUAAAUUUAAAAGAUAAAUUUAAUUUGCUUGAAUAAUAGCACCAAUAGUUAUUAACAAAUCAGACUGAGGAUAUAUUAACAUUAAAUAAGACUCUUACAUAAGUAAUGGACAGUGUUUCAAAAUUAAAACUGCGUUUUGAUACCUUUAAAUAAAGUUAUGCUAUGAAUUUAGAGAAAGAUAGGAACAAUUUCUAGAGUCAAGUAGAAGCCAUAUAAAAUAAUCUAACAUAGUUUCUUAAUUUAGAAUUUCAAAUGAAAAGUAAAAUAUAAGAAAUAUCUUCGAUGCUUUAAAUAAAGAACGUUAAGAAAGAAAAUAUCAAAUCCCUAUCUGCAUAAUAAAUUAAAGUAAAACAAGAACAUUUGAAAAAAUUAAAAGAAAUAAUAGAUCAAAUUGAGGAGGAGAAUCUGAUGACAAAGAUAAUUCAAUUGAAAAAUUACGUAUAUACACUUUUGAAUUUUAGACAUUUAAUUAAAAUUCAUUUACAUCUACCGAAAAAGAACCUUAAGGGUUUUGAAUUAAUCUAUGAUGAGUUAUUUAAUAAGCCCAUAUUACUUUAAACAAUGGCUUCAAUCUAAUAAAUAGUCUUCAAACAAGCUGGAGAUAACCCUUUACUAUGUAUGGGAGGUUUAAACAUUUUGAGUUUAGAAAUCAUAGAUUUAAUAGCAUGUGACUUUGCAAAUGACAUGUUUAGACCAACUUUUGAUUCUAAAAAGGCGAUUAAAAGUACACAUGGAAAUAUCUACUGGUACUAAGUGUAAGAAUAAUCAUUUGGAUUUGCACCUAAUGAAAAUAUACAAUUAUUACGGUGUGAUGAUUAUGAUGAAGAAAGUGAAUACAGAUUAAGCUAUUGGUAUGAUAUAAAAACUCUUUCAGGAGGACGUCGAUUAGGUAAGAACUUAUCCCUAGAAAAUUCAACUGAACACAGAUUAUAGAUAUACUUAUUGAAUCCUCUAUUUUAAUGA